AUGGCACUUACACCUCGAAUGGAACCUUAUGCGCGCCUCCUCUUCCGUCUCUACGAGGCCCUGAUUCUUCUCAACAUCAUCCGCCCAAUCGGCGGGCCUCACGUCGUCUCUCAGCUCGGAAACUACACGACGCAAGAUGUUCGACGACGCUUCCUCAAGAAUCUGGCAUUUCUCUGUGACUACAGCAAAGGAGGACGUACCGCUACUGCCAUCGCCGUCGAGGACCGCAGCGACUGCUACGUCUUUUGGGCUGCGUCGAAUGAGGGUGCUGGGGAUAAGGUCGUAGACUUCCUCAAAGAUGUGCUAAAAGGAUUGCGCAUGUUUUGUGAGCGGUUCAAUGAUCGGGUCACGGCGGAGGAGGCACUAGUAGCUCGGUGUACUGUGUUUACCGCUGCACGACUCCGACAAGAGGCUAGAAUUCUUCGCAACUCUGCCACCAAGUGUCGUAUUAGUCUGGAAAGCAGUGAUGAAGAAGCCGAUGCUAAGCUCAUCAAGUGGCUUCGAAAGUUUGAGGACAAAACUUCUGAUGCCAUUCUAUGCCGGACAGCAUAUUGCUCACGGAAAGACCAGGAAAUGCGGCGCCUCGAACAGCUCGGUCAUUCCCAAGACUCCGAAGGCAUUGCCCAUCUGGAGGAAAUCACCACGGCUUUCCGUUCAGUCAGACACAUGAUCGGCCGUCUAGCAGCUCAGAUCCGAAGCGUCAAUCAGCUCCUUGAUGACUCCAAUCACAUGGAGAGACUACUUAAAACCUACCAGGUUGCGGCGGUCAGACGCCCCAUCAGCGCGUCGGUGCCAGAAGCAGAUGCGCACACGACAUUGCCGCGUAUCCUGAACCGCAUUUUGCCAGAAACGGACUCCAGAUACAGCUCAUACCUGGGAUUUCUUCAGCGCAUGGACCCGCAAGUCGAAAUUGAGGCCAGGCUCCACGAUAAGUUCGAAGUCGACGGGCUCCUGACUUGCGUUCACGCUGAAGUGCAGAUGCUUCAUCAUUUCUUCGAUAGCGGGAGGAUAUACGUCUCAAGUGAUCGGUACAUUGCUUGCAGCAAGCCGGCGUGCGUUGGCUGUGAGUCCUAUGCUCGACAUCAUCCUGCUAGGGUUACUCUGCUUGACGCCCAUCAAAAGGUCUAUCCGAAUUGGGGGAUCGUGAGUCUGGAGGGUGGAAAGCAGAAUCCUGGAUGGAUAAGUCAGCGAAAGAUCAUCAACGAUGUGAUCGGAGACUUGAAGCCUAUGGUGAUUGACCAUCUGGGAGAGCUGCAUGCGGCGACACUACAACGUCCGGACUCGCUGACUGAGAUCACUGCGUCUUUGGUUGACGAAAAUGACUCGGGCUCCGAGACGGAGGGAUUGGAUGGUAGUGAAGCUGGUCCGUCCAGUGAAGUAUUCAGUCUGGACAGUGCUAUUGGCUUACUGGAUAUUUCAACGGAGGUUGGAGAGGAAGGCCCAAAGGAACUUGGAGACGAUGGAGAGCCUGGGAACGGCAAAAAGGUCAAGAAUGAUAGUGAGGCCGAGGAUGAUGAUGGUGGCGCUCUACUUUGA
Colletotrichum phormii is the source of this 1536-nucleotide messenger RNA. RefSeq lists its product as uncharacterized. The record is from RefSeq and is a predicted model, not a curated record. Bases 1 to 1536 code for a protein of 511 amino acids. Lineage: Eukaryota; Fungi; Ascomycota; Sordariomycetes; Glomerellales; Glomerellaceae. The transcript has 3 exons.